AUGAACAAACUUGGUAACCAUUACCUCAUACGUGAUUAUGUUCAAGACCAAAUUGAAAAAGACUUUUAUAAUACAUCAUCACGAAAAAGUAUGAUCGAAUUCAUCAUUAUCGUCUCAGAAAAUCUUAAAACAAUAAAUGAAAAUGCCUGGGAAUAUCUUUUUAAGGAGGUAAUCCUUUGUAAUAAAAGUAACGAAAUAAACAUGUACCUUAUGUCUCAAAACGAAAUAUUUAAACUUUAUUGGGACGAGAACUGCUUAACACGAAUAAUUUACAUCAGAUUUUGGGGUAACAUGCCAGUAUUUUUUAAAGAACGUCAAGAGUGGAUGAAUAUCGAUCAAAAGUUGG
Dentiscutata heterogama is the source of this 346-nucleotide messenger RNA. NCBI's taxonomy places the organism in Eukaryota, Fungi, Glomeromycota, Glomeromycetes, Diversisporales, Gigasporaceae. The record is from the annotation of a GenBank genome assembly.